GUGGAGCCCGGGGAUGGGCGUGGAAUGCGCGAUUCCACGCAGGCAGUUGGCCAGUUCAACGACGAGGCGUUCCUCGAAACGGACGUGGAGCACUUGCACCGCGAGUACGGCCUCAGCUCACAUCUACGGAGCGAUAUCAAGGUGGAGGGCGUGCGCGGGAAGGUGGACAAUGCCGACACCGGUGGGGAAGGUUCUCUUGACCUUCAGGUCAUAACGACGCUGGCAUUCGGAGCCAACACGACAUGGUGCCUCGCCUGCACCAGGAGGCUUUGCGGCGAGUGCAGCUUUCGGUUCUAUGUGCAGGCCAGAGAGUUCUCUAGUAGAAAGUUUCUUGAACUGUCACGCUUGCUUUCCUUGAGAGUCUCAGUAGUCAGUGGGCUGGAGAGCUACGAUCACCUUUCACCCGGGCCAUUUUUCUCGCGUUCACUCAAGCAGAAAGUGCAGCCACUAGAAGAGAGCUUCACCAUGUCUGGCCUGAAAACCGAAGCCAUUCGCGUGAUGACGACGGCAUCCAGUGAGGGCUCCCAGCAAUCCACGGCGGCGAGUGCAGAGGAUCCUCCGUGCCUCGCUGACUUGGGAAUCCGGUUGAAUCGUGUGCAUACUUUCGCCAGAAAGCUCUCUGAUGUCUUGAUGUCCUGGUACACGAAGUGCGAUGCAGAAGACACGCUCCAAUUGUGCUCCAAGUUGGACAACAUUGUGACUGAGAGUGGACGGACUGACAGGGUGGUGGUUGCUGGAAACGGCAAUGUGGGCAAAAGCACCAUCGUAAAUGCCUUGCUAGGGGAAAAGAGUUUCUGGCCAACUGCCUCUUAUUGCAUGACUUCCCGCAUUUGUGAGAUGCACUUUGGCGAGCGCAAGGCAUAUUCGUCAGAAGAUGGUCAAACAGAAUCUGCGAUGUACUGCGAGAAGAUUCCCAUAAACAUGGUCCACAAGAGCGCUACUUCAGAGCCCGAUGAGUUCAAGGCAAUGGUUCAGUGCGUUUGCAAGGCCUGGGCCCCCAGCGAGCUGCUGAAGCCGAGUGUUGUUCUCGUGGAUCUUCCGGGUUUGGACCAGGAGAAGGAGUACAUGCAAGUUCUCGAGGCUUACAUGAAGCAGCAUCCAGCUCAUGCUGCAGUGCUCGUCUAUGUUCUGGACGUCAAGAACAAGAUCUGCAACUCAGACCGAAGUUUCUUCCAGGAGCUCAUGCGAUCUUCCUGGAUGCCCCUGUCCCAGGGCUUGCAUCUCUUGGUCAACAAGUGUGACGCGGACAGAGACGGCCAGGGUGACUCAGACGAAGAACCACUAGACUAUGAUGAGCUUCUUCAAGACAUUGAACAGGAGGCGUCCAACUAUUGUACACCGAAAAUCUCUGACUUGUCAAUGAAGGACCGGAAGCAUGGUCUGGAGCAAGCUGUGCAGAAGUGGAAUGCUGUUGUCGUUAAUCUUCGCACCGCCCUUUCCCUUCACAAGUCCCGCCGAUUGCAGGCAAGCUCCGAUCUCCUUCAGACUGUCAUGGUUGCACUGGAAAGCAAAGUGGGCGAUGCCGAAGAGCAAGCUGAAGAGAUGCGAAAGCAGGAGCUUGCGAUAGAGCAGGCCGAGUCAGAACUGCUUCAGUUCAAGAAGAAAAAGUACUUCUUUGUCAGUGGGCGAGAACAAGAGAUCAAGAACAAGCUGGAAGCCAGACGUGCAGAGCAUCUCCAUGCUAUCCUUCGCAGCCCCAUUCCUUAUUUCAACAGCUAUGCAUUGGAAACUCAGCUGAAGGAGGUUGACAAAGCCAUCGCCAAGAGUGUCGAGGUGAUACUCCUCAAUGACAUGCUCCAGGCUGCCACGGAAUCAGUUUGGCAUUGGGUGCGGACCUUUCGGAUGAUCGCUCUUUGUGGGGCUCUUCUUGCAGGCUCGAAUUCUACAGCAGCUUUUGCUUUUGCGGGCGCCGCGGCCCUGGGUGUGCUAGCAGCAGCUGCGACUCUAUCGACUGUAAUCGGCGCUGCUGUCAUCUGCUCGGCCGCCGCCAGGAUGAGCUGGACGAAGGUGGAUGAGGCGUAUGUGACAGAGCGCUUCCAUGUAAUCUAUGAUCGGUGGGUUAGCCAGUCAAAAGAGGUUGCCGUCAAGGAGUUUGGGUUGAUGCAAGAGCACAAGUCUUGCGAGCUGAAGGAGUUGAAGGAAUCCUUGGCAGCCUUUCGUGAUACGGACCUGCAGCGGCUCGUCCAGCAGGGCUUCGGGGAGGUUCUUAAGCAGCUGCGCUUGGAAUAUGCUGAGAUGAUGCAGCUGAAUUCAGAGUCACGCAGUGAGUCACCUGUGGAAUAA
This is a messenger RNA of Symbiodinium necroappetens, 2283 nucleotides long. Lineage: Eukaryota; Dinophyceae; Suessiales; Symbiodiniaceae. The record is from the annotation of a GenBank genome assembly.